ACGACGGAAGUUCUCUCCUUUUGAGCGGGCAACUGCGAAAGUCCUUCUUCCUCCUUCCUCCUUCCUCCUCCCUACGGCCAACUCCGCGCGCCCCGCCGUCCGUACGACGAGCGGCCGCCCUCCGCCGCGUCCCCGCCCCCUCCUCCUCCGCCUCUCCGGCCGCCCUCCGCCCUCCUCGCCGGAGCACCUGGUUGGCCGCUGAUUCUUGGCGGGACGGCGAACCUGUUCUCUUUCCCUCCCUUUCUUUCUUCCGCCGCUUUGCCUCGCCGGCCGGGCCCGCCGUCCGGAACCGGGGCGGUGGCCGCGCCGCGUGAAGGGUCGCGGGGGGGCUCUCGAGCGAGCCGGUUCCCUUUGCUUCCGCUUUUCUUGAGAUGUCAAUGGGCGACGAGCGGCUUCGCUCGGCGUCUUAGCGGCUUCUCGCCGCGGCGCAUUUCCUCCUCGGCUCGAGGGGUACCCCUCUGCUCUCGCGUGCGCUGCGGGACCUUGUUUCUUGAGCGAAAUGGCAAAUCUUCGGUCUCUGUUUUCACCAAGACACAUGUUAGUGCUAUCCAUUGCACUUAAUGUGAGCUUAGUGCUCAAAAUUAUUCGACAAAGAAAGAAUAUGAGAGAGAAAGUAAGCAGAGUUUCCAUGGAGAAGCCAAAAGAUGCUCAGAUUGAUGAAGAGUCCCAAAUUGAAGCCAGUUCCAUUCAACAAAACAUGCACCCAACACCUUCACCAUUAGCUGUAAAUGGGGGCGAUGCAGAUGAUGGGAGAAAUGUGAUCAAUCUUGACCAUGGUGAUCCUACAAUGUAUGAGAAAUAUUGGCAAGAAAUGGGUGACAAAACCACGGUGGUGAUACCAGGCUGGCAGUUCACCAGUUACUUCUCAGAUGCUGGGAACCUCUGCUGGUUUUUGGAGCCUGAGCUUGCCAAGGAGAUUUCUCGGCUCCAUAAAGUGGUUGGUAAUGCAAUAACAGAGGGUCGUCACAUUGUGGUUGGAACAGGUUCUUCACAGCUGUUUCUAGCUGCUUUAUAUGCUUUCACAGAAAAUGAUGCAUCUGAACCCUUUAGUGUGGUGUCCGCAGCUCCAUAUUACUCAUCAUACCCAGCUGCAACUGACUGCCUGAAGUCAGGCCUGUAUAAAUGGGGUGGGGAUGCACGCAACUUCACCGAGACAGGCCCCUACAUUGAGCUGGUCACUUCUCCAAAUAAUCCAGAUGGCUUUGUCAGGCAAUCAGUGGUCAAUCGAAGUGGGGGAAUAUUGGUGCAUGACCUUGCUUACUACUGGCCACAAUAUACUCCUAUAACAUCAGCUGCAGAUUAUGAGCUGAUGUUGUUCACUGUCUCAAAAUCAACCGGCCAUGCUGGGAUGCGCAUUGGUUGGGCCCUUGUCAAGGAUCCAUCAAUUGCCAAGAAGAUGGUCAAAUACAUAGAGCUCAGCACCAUAGGCGUGUCCAAGGAUUCUCAGCUUCGGGCAGCAAAGGUGUUGAAAGUCGUUUCUAACAGCUGUGGAACAGCAGCCAGACCCAGAGAAAACUUCUUUGCGUAUUGCCACCUCCUCAUGGCAGAGAGGUGGAAGCUACUGAGAGAGGCAGUGAAACAAAGCGGAAUGUUCAGUCUGCCUGAAUUUGAACCGGGAUUCUGCAACUUUUUCCAGCGUCUCUUCGAGCCUCUACCAGCUUUUGCGUGGUUGAAAUGUGAAGGCAGUGUAGAAGAUUGUGAAAGCUUUCUUAAAAGCCAUAACAUCUGCACGAGGAGCGGAAGGCAUUUUGGGGUUAGCCCUUCAUAUGUCCGAGUAAGCAUGUUGGACCGUGAUAGAACUUUUGGCUGUUUCGUUAAAAGGUUAUCCCAGAUCCAUCUGUGAUGAUUAUUAGUAGGAGCAAGAUCUUUUAUACAAAUUCCAAGCCCCAGGUCUGCAAGCUAGGAUUCUUGUGCAUUUAUUCCAAUUUUAUUUAAAUCCACUCGUGCCAAGUACGAGAUGUUGGUGAUU
Eucalyptus grandis is the source of this 1969-nucleotide messenger RNA. RefSeq names its product tryptophan aminotransferase-related protein 2. Gene Ontology annotation, biological process: amino acid metabolic process. The record is from RefSeq and is a predicted model, not a curated record. Bases 500 to 1843 code for a protein of 447 amino acids. Gene Ontology annotation, molecular function: transaminase activity; carbon-sulfur lyase activity. The transcript has 6 exons. Lineage: Eukaryota; Viridiplantae; Streptophyta; Magnoliopsida; Myrtales; Myrtaceae.